AUGGCUCCGACAUCAGAGGAUUUGAAGCAGUUACGAGCCUCGCGAGGUUAUACUAAGGCUUCAAUUACCCGCCUUUAUAAUUUUACCAGCAAUGAAAAUGAUGUAGGUCUUAGUGCAAUGUUUGCCUUGGAGACAAAGCGUACAAGAAUAGUUGAGUUGUUUAACGAAUAUGAACAGUAUAACAAGGAGAUUUUAGCCUUAGACGAAGCAGACGCGGAGGAUGUAGCGGACUAUGAGGCAAAGUAUUACCACAUCCUCACAAUUCUUAACGAGGCAAUCAAAAACAAGUCCUCGCCCUCGUCCAAUGCACCUGUGUCAUCCUGUCAAAAUAACUACAAGGCCAAACUGCCUACCAUCAAAAUUGAUACAUAUACUGGAAAGUACAGUGAGUAUACGGGUUUCGUUAAUCUAUUUAGGGCCAUAAUACACAAUGACAGAUCCAUCGAUAAUGUCCAGAAAUUGUACUAUUUGCGCUCAUUUCUUGCAAAUGAACCCUUUGACUUGAUCAAGAACCUUCCUCUUGCUGAAGGCAACUAUGAGGAGGCUCUUAAGCUUUUAGAGGAAAGGUAUAAUCAUAAGUUUAAAAUUGUAAAUGAGCACAUUAAUUCCUUGCUUGAUAUAAAUGCCUUGGUCAAAUCUACCCCAGUAAAUUUAAGACAGUUUGUGUCAAGUGUCAAACAAUCUUUGUCUGCAUUAAAGAACUUAAGUGUAAGUACUGAUAACUGGGAUCCUAUUAUAUUGGCUAUUUUGUACCGUAAAUUAGACACCUACACGUCACGGGCAUACCAAUUGGAGCGCGAUGACACCGAGGAGCCUACAGUCACCGAGUUCCUGCUGUACUUGGAGAAACGCGCCUUGGCACUGGAGAAUGCUGAGCCGUCGCCGACAGCCGGGAAGUCUCACCACAAAGCAGUAGUAAAUGUGACAGCGACUGCCUCGCCUGCCUGCAGCUAUUGUAAGUCUAAACACCGAAUAUUUGACUGUAGCAAAUUCAAGAUGCUUACUAGUAGUGAAAGGAUAGCUUUCGGCAAAAAUAAUAGCCUAUGCUCUGUCUGUCUAAACAAACACAAUGGUAAAUGCCGCUUUCAUUUCCGGUGUAGUACUUGCAAACAAGCUCAUAAUACCUUACUGCAUCCGGACUCGGCUAACCAACCCCAAGUUUCUUUAGUAUCAAAUUUGGGGCAUAAUGGGGUACUAUUACCCACAGUCAGAGUAAAGCUUUAUUCACGGACAGGUAGCGAGGUACAUGUAAAAGCUCUUUUAGAUUGUUGUUCACAAAGCUCUUUAGCCACCACUAAAUUAAUAGGUAUUUUAGGAUUGACCCCAAGCAAGGACAACAGCAACAUUAUUGGUGCUGGAGAAAAAAGUACUGAUACACAGUAUUCUAUACCUUUAGAUGUGUAUUCUUUGACCAUGCCUUACCGAGUCACUGCGAAUUGUAAUAUAAUGGACAAAAUUACCUGCAAGCUCCCACAAAAUGAGAUCAAAUUGGACGCUAUUAAUAUACCUGAUGGAAUCACUCUGUCCGAUGUUGAUUUCCAUCAGCCGUCUGAGAUCAAUUUACUUCUAGGUGCGGACAUAUUUUUCCAGGUCCUCCUUCUGGAGCCAGUUCCCGGUCAGCAGGAGCGGUCUGCGCAGCCUGUUGAAGACCCAGCCAGUUCACACCCGACUGUUGUAAAUACAAAGUUUGGCUACAUCAUAGGUGGGGGUUUACCGCGGCAACAAACCAGUGACAAAAAUAGAUGGCGCUGGCUGUACGUACCCAGUGGAGAAAAUCCGAGCGAUUGCCUGAGCAGAGGCACAGAUCCAGAUGAGCUGCGCCACAUACCCAUGUGGCUGCACGGCCCAAGCUUUCUACAGGAAGAAUGA
This is a messenger RNA of Cydia amplana, 1869 nucleotides long. RefSeq lists its product as uncharacterized. The record is from RefSeq and is a predicted model, not a curated record. Lineage: Eukaryota; Metazoa; Arthropoda; Insecta; Lepidoptera; Tortricidae. Bases 1 to 1869 code for a protein of 622 amino acids. The transcript has 3 exons.